Molecule: messenger RNA, 2638 nt
Organism: Paramecium octaurelia
Lineage: Eukaryota; Ciliophora; Oligohymenophorea; Peniculida; Parameciidae
Source: the annotation of a GenBank genome assembly
AUGAAAUUAAACGAUCAAAAUAGCCACAGUCAAUUAACUAUCUUUCCCUCAGCUUACAAUACAAACAUGACUGCAGCAUACAAAUACUUAUCAAGGGAGUCAAGUGUAAUGAAAAACGAUAAAUCAAUUUUAAAAUCUCCAUCGUCCAACUAAUUAUAUUGUGCAUCUAAUAGAGGGAGUGACAAGAAAGCGAGAAUUUAAGAUUCUGCUUCUAAAGGGUCAAUACAAUUUAAAAAUACAGCUUAAUUUGGUCGAACCUCAGCUGACUUAAUUUAAGUUCCUCCUAUGAGAAGUCUUAACAGAGAGGACAGAGAAAAACUUAUAGCCACUCUAAUUCAAUAGGUUAAAUAGCAGAAUUAAUUAAUUAUACAAUUGGAAGAUAAAGCCUCGCAGUAAGCUGAACAACUGGAUGAGUUUAAUCUAUAUAAUGAGAAAUAUGAGUAAAAGGAGAAAUGUUAUGGAGAGAUAAUUUAAAAUUAAAAUAAAAUAUUUUAAAGAAGUAAAAUAAUUAAAGAUAUUUAUUAGUCCAAUAGAUAGCAGAGCUCAGGGAAUUGGGCUGUAGAUAAACAAAUGAUCAUUUAGACCUCUUAAAUUAGAUAUACGAGGAUGAGGUUGAUAUGGAUAUGGCGAUUAAAUGGAGAAAUGCCAGAUUAAAAUUUAAUUUUCUGGAUGCAUUAUCUAAAGCUUCCAAAUACUCUAAAAAGUUAAACAAAAUACUACAAAGAAAAUUGAAUCAAAAAUUGAAAGAGUGUUUUAAAGGAUGGAGAUAUUAUAUUCAAAACAAAGCGUUAUUAACUUAGUUUAAUGAAGUAAGAAAUCUAAGAAUUGUAAUUAAUUUCUGGAUGAAAUGGAAACAAUAAAUUUAGGAUAAAAAAGAAUAUUGCAAGAAUCUCAAAACAGCAAUUCAAUUUAACAAUCAGAACCUGAAAAUAAAAUGCUUUGAAAAGUUGAAAUAGAAUUAUCUUAAAUAUAAUUUUAGUCUCAAGGACUUUUAAUAAAUCUCUUAAUCUGCUAUAAAUGAAUUUAAUAGAAUCAAAUUGUUUAAAGUAUUAAUUUGCAUUAUUUUAGGUUUUCAGUUAGUGGAAUCUCUGGAUUAAGAAGGAGAAUUAGAAGUAGUAAAUUAUAUACCAAUACAUUAAUGAUGGACGAACGAAAAUGAUGAAAGGAGUGAUCAGAUUUUUGAAAUAGAAUUGUGAUUUUCAUAAGGAAAGAGCUAAUAAAAUAGUGAAAUAAAGAGAGCAGACGAAAGAAAAAAAACUGUUUAAUUAAAUGAAGCAAAAUUGGAAAUAAAAUAAAUAUAGGGAGAAUUAAAUCAAAUUAAAUAGGAAUUUCUUUAUUAAGUUUAGAAAAUUCAAAUACUGGAUAAGAGAGUAUUAAAAGUUAUCGAGAUUGAAUCAGAUAAGCAUGAAAGUAGUAAAGAAGAGGGAUAAUUAAUUUUUAUAAAGAUGUAUUGAAUUUAUGUGAUUGUAGUAUUCAAUUCUAUGAAGAAUAAUGCUUAAUAUAGGAAGAUGAAGAGAUAAAAUGAAAUACUGUUGAAUAAGAAGUAUGACAAUAGAGUAUUGAAUUGGGCAUUUAUGCAUUGGUUGAGCAAUCUCUUAAAUAAGAAGAAUUUAUUGGUAAAAGUAUAGAAUGUAGUCAUUUUGAAACAAAAGGAUAUUGAUUAUUAGUAAUAAAAUGAUGUAUAGAACUUAAAAUAAAUGUACGAUAGUGUUUAGUAGGAAUUGGGAAAUUAGGAAGAGUAAAUUAAUAAUUAUAAAAUAUUGAUAUCUAAUCAAAAAGAAGUAGAGCGUGAGUUGUAGAUGCAAUAGUAUUUGAAUAAUGAAUAAUUAGUGAUUAUUUGAAAUAGGAGUUGAUGUAAACAAAGGAUCAAUUGGUUCACUAUUAGAUUGAGGGUGAUGAAGUAAGGAUCUUGAAAGAGUAGUAUACAUUAGCUCAACAACAAUUGAAAGAAUUGAGAAUACAAUAAAGAUGUAAUAUUAAAUUUUCAUAUGAUCAAGUGGGAUCUCCAAUUAGAACUUUAUAGAGUAGUGGGAUAAAUGGAGAGUAGGAUCAAUUAAGGAAGUAGGUGGAGAUCAGUUCUACAUUACUGAAUGAUUAAAAAUAGGAAUACAAUUCAUUGCAGAUGGAAUAUUCGAAAGUAGUUGGAGAUUACGAGAAGAAGAUCAAAGAUAUAGAGAAAUACUUUGUGGAUUUAUGUGAAAAAUAGAAAUUGUAGAUCGAGAGAUGUAAUUAAACCAAUAUAUAGUAGUGUUGAAAGAGAAUCAAUCCAUUAAAAUUGAAAAUUAGCAGAAUGUUGUUUCUAGGAAUAAAUUAAUGGAUGAAUUGAAUAUGAUACAUGAGUCAUUUAGAGAGGAGAUUCCACAAUAACAUCGCAAUAAUUUUCAGACUCAAGAUUUUUAUGAAUAAUAGUAGUUUGGGCAGAAUCUAAGAUUAAAGUCAAAUUUAUAUAGUCAGACAUCACCAAUUUCAGUAAAUUAAUAUUCUCAAAAUUCUCCAUAAAAAUAAAUAUAGAUUGAAGAUAGGUAUGCAUAAUGUGUUAUUAUUAUCAAGAAGGAUAAAAGAGGAAGCAUACAAUUUAAGAGAAGAUAUAAAAAGACGAUUGGCUUCUUUAAAGACUCAGAUGGAUUGCUAAUUGUGA